AGUAGCAGUGCCGCAAAAAACAGACGCAACACCGGCGCAGCAAGCGCAGGGCUCAUCAGUAGCCACAUCGGUCAUAGCUGCGCCGGUGCUGAUAUUUGCGCAACGUUUGGUGCACCAGCAGUGCCACAAAAGGGAGAGCAGCAAGCAUGCUCCUCCUGCAGCACCUAUUACGCCGCGCACCGGCAGCCGCCGCGUGCACGGUCCUCACCGCAUCGUAUACGCAAGCGAGGGCGCAACAAGCACCGCUGCAGUGCGACGACGGUCUAGAGGAAGAUGACGACGAUAAAUUUGAGGGCCCGCGCCGCCACACGCUCGCGGACCCGAACCGCUACGACUCGAUAGUGAUUGGCUGCGGCGUGAGCGGCACGGCGGCCGUCGAGGCGGUCGCGAAGCACGCUGAUAGAGGACACCGGUGUCUCGUGCUCGAGUCGGACGCGUUCGCGGUGCGACGGUGCGAGGCGCUCAGUGCGGAGGUCGGGUCGGACAUUAUCGAUUGCGUGCGAGCGCGGGCGGAGUCGCUGAACCCUUUACUGAGGCAAGUGCGCACGACGCACGGCGACGAGUACUCCUACGCGAAGAAAUGCCUCGUGGCCACCGGCGCGGCCGCCGCGGUCCCGCCGCCCGGUUUUGUAGAUGAACUAUGUGUCGAAUCCGUGAGAUGUCUGGGCCACGGCGAGGCGGCGGACGCCGCGGCCGUGCGGGACGCCUUUUCGGUUGCGAAAAGAGGUGGUAAAGUAUGUGUCGUGGGCGGUUCCUGGCAGGCCGUCGCGCUCGCGGCGGCCGUCGCGCGGGCGGCGCCGGCGGAGACGGCCGGGGAGUCCGCAUCUCUCGUAUUUCCCGAGGCGACGCCCAUCGGCGCUCGGUUACCGAAGGACCUGGGCAAGAAGCUCCGAAAACGUCUCGAAAAAAGGGGCGUCACGGUCAUUGCAUUGCACCAAAUCCGCUACGUCGGUCCGAACGAAGACAAUCGCAAGGCCUCGCAUGCCGUCUAUCUCGCGCGGGCCGACGACGCCAUGAGGACGUCGAGAUGUUCAGCAGACUUGGUGGUUGUGGCCGGUGGUGAACAUGUACAACAAGUACAAGUGUCGGCGCGCGACGCGCGGAGCGCUCCUCGAGGUUCCACCGCUUUGGAAGUCGUGAAAGCGACGAGACUCGACGACGCGACGCGACGGCGGCCCAUCUUUGUCAACGAGGAGCUGUCUGCAGGAGCAUCAGUAUUAGCGUGCGGCGACGCGGCGGCGACGCCCUGCCGGCUGGAAACCACAACAUCAGCGUUAGUGAACACCACAACACACGGCCAGCGCGGCGCUGUGAUUGCGGUGGAGACGGGCACGCCGCACGCCGUCGGCACGGGGAAUGCUGCGGGACGCGUUUUAGCUACUGGUGAUGGAUCAUCAGCAGCAAAAGUCUUAGCUGGGUUAACUCCGACCCUCGCCGCGGACAUGCGCUCGACGUUAGGCUGGCACGUGGGUUUUGUGGGGAAAUGCGACGCCGCGCUCGAGGCGCACGUCUUCUCCAGCAAAAGUGUGGACGUGGCGAUCUACGUGGAGAAGACGGAUCUCGGCACUGGGGCCUUUCGAAGGGUGCCCAUGGGCGUGGUGGUGGUCGCGAAGAAUCGGGAUUUAGAUGCCGCGGCGGCGGCCGACGCCGCGGCCGUCGGGCUGCGGGCGCAUAUGGAACCGCCAGCUCCGGACGAGCACGCCGACGCGACCUACAGGAAUGACGUCGACUUCUUACGCGGGUUGGCAGCGGCCGUCGCGGCGGCGGCGGGCACCGACGACUUCUCUUUGAAACAUAGCCAGGUUAUAUCAAGAGCUGAUAGACUCGGGCCGCGCUACUGGGACGGCCAGGGCGCGGCGGACACGGCCCUAUUUUCGCGGGGCGGCAAGACGGAGAUGCGGUCCAAGCGCGUCGCCGGCGCCUUUUCGGCGCAGAUGGGCAAGGGCGCCGCGAAGGAACUGGAUGAUCGGCGGAAGGCCCAGGCGGCGCUUGAGGCGGGGAUGGGACGCCUCGUUGCGGCCGCCAAGGGCGACGCCUCUUAACUUUAAGUUUG
Pelagomonas calceolata is the source of this 2053-nucleotide messenger RNA. The record is from the annotation of a GenBank genome assembly. NCBI's taxonomy places the organism in Eukaryota, Pelagophyceae, Pelagomonadales, Pelagomonadaceae.